AUGGCUAAGGUUGUGUUUGCCAAGCUCCGCUCUCAAUUUGAUAGGUGCUACUUCUUGAAAAAUUUCACGGAAAAGUAUGAAAAGCAUGGAUCGGAACAUGUACGUGACAAACUCUUUCAAGAACUAUCAAAGGAUAAAUCUCUUGAAUGGCUCAGUUGUAGAAAGGUUUUGAUUGUACUUGAUGAUGUUAGCAACACAAAACAGUUAGAUGAGUUGACAAGUGAAGCUCCUCGUUUGGGAACUGGUAGUAAAGUCAUCAUAACAAGUAGAGAUAAGCAUGUGCUCAAUGGAAGAGUUGAGAAAAUACAUGAGGCCGAGGCAUUGAGCUACAACAAUUCACUUGAGCUCUUCAGCCUCAAAGCCUUCCACAAAGAUGGUUAUGAAAGUGAAUAUGAACAACUAGUUAAAAGAGCACUUGCUUAUGCCAAAGGCAUCCCACUGGCCUUAACCGUUUUGGGUUCAUUCCUUUAUUCCAGAACUGUAGAAGAAUGGGAAAGCGCAUUGAGGAAAUUAGAAAGGACACCCCAUCCAGAUAUUCAAGCUGUGUUAAAAUUAAGCUACGAUGGACUUGAUGAUGAAGAGGAGGAGAUAUUUUUAGACAUUGCUUGCUUUUUUAAAGGUAAACCUAGACAAUAUGUAGAAGCAAUGCUAAAGAGCUUUGGCUUUCACACAAGCAUUGGUUUGGGAAUUCUUGUGGAUAGGGCGUUGAUAAGUCUUAGUCAUGAUGUGGUAUGGAUGCAUGAUUUAAUUCAAUCAAUGGCUUUUGAAAUUGUUCGCAAAGAGUGUAAGAAUCCUGGAGGGCGUAGUCGACUAUGGAAUUCCGAUGAGAUCGUCGACGUUCUAAAACAUAAUCUAGGAAGUGAUGCAAUUCAAGGCAUAAGUUUAGAUUUGUCUCAAAUUGAAGAAUUACAAUUGAGUGCUGAUUCCUUUGGAAAGAUAACAAAUUUAAGGCUUUUGAAACUCUAUUCAUUUGACCCUAGAAGAUCGUGUGUUGUGAAUCUUCCUUCAGGGCUUGAAUCAUUUCCCAAUUUGUUACGGGCUCUUGAGUGGGGCAAUUUUCCUUUAAAGUCUUUACCAUUGUCAUUCUGUGCUGAGAAGCUAGUUGAACUUCGCAUGCCCCGUAGCCGCCUUCAAAAACUAUGGGAUGGCAAGCAGGACUUGGUGAAUUUAAGGAAUAUAAACCUUCAGAAAUCCAAAAAAUUGAUAGAGUUGCCAGAUUUGUCAACAGCUAAAACACUUGAAUGGGUUUGUCUUAAAUGCUGUAAAAGUUUAUGUUAUCUUCAUCCAUCCAUUUUGUCUCUGCCGAGAUUGAAGGAUGUGGAUCUUCGGCUUUGCAAAAACCUAAAGAGUUUGAAAACAGAGAGUCAAUCAAAAUCGCUCUUGCGACUAAAUGUGGCUAAUUGCUAUGGUCUCAAGGAAUUUUCAUUCUCUUCGGACAAACUUACUUAUUUAGAUUUAUGGACCUCAACAGUCGAGAAUAUAGACUUUUCAAUGGGGCAUAUGGACAACCUUCGGCGUCUCUCUCUUAAUGGUUUGAAAUUAAAGAAUCUUCCAAUUAACGACAUUUGUUGCAUGAGAUCUCUUGACGACCUUUGUCUUGAAAGUUGCACGGGAAUGAUUGACAAAUCAAAGCUCCAUAGCUUAUUUGAUGCUUUGCGAUAUCUGGUAUCACUUUCUUUGGAAGAGUCAUUCACAUUAACGGAACUUCCAGACAAUAUCAAGCAUCUCUCGAGGCUACAAUAUCUUGAUGUAAGCCGUUGCAGAUACCUUCAAUCUUUACCGGAGCUUCCUCCAUCCAUUGCAAAAUUAUAUGCCUACGGCUGCACAUCAUUAAAGACGCUACAAUUCCUUCAAUCUCCAUUGUUGGCAGAUGAAAUAACGUUGGGUUCAGCACUCCGUUCCUCAGCUAGUUAUCUCCAAAAUCUUCGACAUCUUUUUCUUGGUGGUUGUAAACAGUUGUGUGAACUCCCUGAAAGCAUCGGCUCCUUAUCUUCAUUGUCUUCACUGGAUUUGAGUGGAAGUAUUGUAGCGAGCUUGCCUGCUAGUAUCAAGUAUCUCUCAAAUCUAAAAGAAAUACGCUUGACCAAUUGUACAAGACUUCGUUCUCUGCCAGAACUGCCGCCAUCCACAGAAACCGUCCUCGCCGGUGGUUGCAUAUCAUUGGAGAUUGUACCCAUUUCAAUACCUUUUGCACCACAAUUGAAGUCGCUACUUCUGAGAGGUUGCUUGAAAUUGGAGAACUGCUCUCUGUCUCAUGUGACGGAAAGUACUUAUUUCUUAAUGAAGCGAUUGGUGUACACAAACCAAGGCGGUGCUGUCUGUUACCCUGGAAUAAAAGUUCCAAAGUGGUUUGGAUCUAAUGAGAGAACAGAGGCUUCCAACUGUAUAACUAUUGAGUCUCCUUCAGCCACAAACGACCUAAUCGGCUUCAUCUUUUGCUGUAUUCUUUCUCGGCAUUCCUAUGACGAUGACGUGCAUUGCCAAAUUGAUUAUGAUGGUAAGCGGUUCGCAUACUCAAAGUUUGGUUCUUAUGCGAAAAAAUUUUGUGAUGAUGAAAAUUCGGAAUCACGUCAUGUUUUUUUGUGGUGUCAUCCUGACCGAUUCAUAUACUUCCGCAAAGCAACGGACAACCAAAGCACCAAUUACAGGCCAAAGGUGUCAUUUGAAUUCUCUGUCGCCAAAUUUGGAGGGAAGCUCGUUGAUUGUGUGAUUGAAGCAUGUGGAGUCUGCCCAAUAUAUGCCUCGAAAUAUCACGACUUCAUUCAACAAAUGGGACGGGAGCCAAACUUGGGUACCCAAAAAGAGUCCUGUCAUUAUGAUGAUGAGAAUUCAUUUCAUGAAAUGCUCCAAUAUGUUAGAUUCUCAUUAAAGCAAGGGGAAUGUGGCAAUUUUGAAGGAAGUACUAUUCCAGAGUGGUUUACGUACAAAAGGUCAAUGGCAGAAUAUGGAAAAUUGUCUAAAGGGAUCAAUGUCGCUCAACAUGUAGAUGCUAUUGUUCGGAAGGGGGAGUAA
Neltuma alba is the source of this 3012-nucleotide messenger RNA. Its product is annotated as disease resistance-like protein DSC1. Lineage: Eukaryota; Viridiplantae; Streptophyta; Magnoliopsida; Fabales; Fabaceae. The coding region runs from base 1 to 3012 and encodes 1003 amino acids. The record is from RefSeq and is a predicted model, not a curated record. Gene Ontology annotation, molecular function: ADP binding. The transcript is spliced from 4 exons. Gene Ontology annotation, biological process: defense response.